CAGAAGGCUAGCUACAGAUCCACAGUCAAAUAUGGUGCCUGCCUCCAAAGUGCGGGUUCCGAACCCCGAAGCUCUGCUCGUUGGGAGCUCUGAGCGACUGGCUCAGACAGGCCCUGGCGAAGAAGCCCAAGAAGAUGCCUGACUGCCCUGAAAGCUCCCGCAGUGACACUUCGCAGCCCACCCCCCAGGACAGCCCCCCACCCCUGGGCCUCAGUUCGGUCACGUCUCCCAGCACGCCACUGACGCCUGCCGGUGACAGCAGCAGUGGCCGCUGGAGCAAAGACUACGAUGUUUGCGUGUGCCACAGUGAGGAGGACCUGGUGGCUGCCCAGGAACUGGUCUCCUACCUGGAGGGCAGCACUGCCAGCCUGCGCUGCUUCCUGCAGCUUCGGGACGCAACACCAGGCAGUGCCAUCGCAUCCGAGCUGUGCCAGGCACUGAGCAGCAGUCACUGCCGUGUGCUGCUCAUCACGCCCGGCUUCCUUCGGGACCCCUGGUGCAAGUACCAGAUGCUACAGGCGCUGACCGAGGCCCCUGGGGCGGAGGGCCGCACCAUCCCCCUGCUGUCGGGCCUGAGCAGGGCCGCCUACCCCCCUGAGCUCCGAUUCAUGUACUACGUGGAUGGCAGGGGCCCCGACGGUGGCUUUCACCAACUCAAGGAAGCUGUCGUGCGUUAUCUGCGGACACUCAGUUGACACUUCUUACGUCAUCAUGGGACCCAGAGAGUUGGAGGAAAGCUGGAAAUAGAGGGCCCACGCAGGGCCUCGGGUUCCAGCAGACGCGGCAGGUGUAAGGAGCCAGAGUCUGCACUUGCCCGUCAGGCUCCCCUUACUGCGAGCUCCCCAGGAAGGCUGUGGGAGGUCAGGGACUCCCCCAAGAAAGCCAUGAAGAAGCUGGGGACUCCCCAGGAAGGCCAUGAAAACGCUGGGGACUCCCCAGGAAGCCCAAGAGGAAGCCAGAAGUUGGAGGUAGUGUGGAUACCAGGAUGGUCAGCAGCGUUCUGCCUCCCGCCUAACUGGACAGGAAGACUGGCACGCACCUACGUUUUCUUGCCCUGGAGUUGGGCACUGGUGUAGACGGGUGUCCCUUCUACCUAGGCGACUCACCUGACUGAUGAAUGAGCAACCCAGACUGUAGGCCUCAACACGGAUGGUUUUCUUGGUCCCCUGGGGAAGCCCCAAACAGGCGUCGAGAGGAAGCAACAGGUGUCAAGUCCUUCGCACUCACACGGCUGCUGUUCCCUCUCCGGAGGCUGCUGUUCCCUCUCCCGAGGCAUCCAUUCACUACACUACAUCGCCGUGGGAAAGAUGCAGGCGGCACUGCGCGGCGUUUUAUUCAUUGGGUAAGCGUCGCUAAGACACAACCUAGAAGCCACUCUGUGUAUGCAAGGACGGGGAGGGAGCAGGCGGGGCAAAGAGGAGGGAAGCCAGGGCACAGGGCUCAGCCCCUUCUCAGGGGACCCAGAGCCCAGUGAGGCUGUCACAGCUGGGGCGUCACCAGGGUCCGGCCAGAGCCGGGUCUCACCUUUAGCCGGCGGCCGUGGGCAGGGGUUGGCAUCUCCCUUUGGCAGGUGGCUGUGUCCCUCGCAGGACAGGCAAGGCCCGGUUCAUCUGUUCUCAGUCAGUUUUCUGUUGGACUGGAAUGAAUUUCACUACCUCCCCCAAGGUGUAUUUUUAUGCCUCUUCUCUCGGUUCCCCCAUCGUGUCCUCUUUCACUGAAAAAAAUUAUUUUUUAAGUUAUGAGUUAUUUUGUUACAGACAAAAGGACUAAAGAAUAAUAUAGCGUGCACUCAUGUGCCCACACGAGAUUAAGAAGCAAAACCUUAUCCCUGUGGUGCUCCCUUUGUGCCCCGAACUGCAGGCCCCUCACUCGCCCGACCAGAAAUAGGCACUGUUCUGAAUUUUGAACUUACCGCUCUUGGCCCCUCUCUACAUUUACUGCGGAUGUGUGCGCCCUCCCAGCACGCUGUUCCGUGUGGCCGGUGUUGCUUUGUAUGAACCGCACCGUAACGUUUGUGCUCUGCGGGCUCCUGUCUUUGCUCCCCGUGUCUGUGAGCUUUGUCCAGGCCGGUGCCUGACACGCCGGUUAAUCUACUUUCACUCCACUGUGUAAAUGUGCUGCUAGUCAGUCACAUCCUUCCACCAACGGCACUUUGGUUGUUUCUAGUUUUUUGUUAUUAAAAGCAGUGUGCCUAUCACCAUUGUGGUGCAUGUUUCCAUGAGCAGAACUUUCCAAUAUUUAGUCUAGGUGGGGAGCAGCUGGGUAGUAAAGAACAUACAUCUUCAGUUUUACUAGAAGAUGCCAGAGUUUCCUCCAAGUCAAUUUGUGUCAAUUUAUGUUCCUGCCAUUUGUGUUUAAGAGUUCCCACUUUAGAAUUACGAGAUUUUAAAAUGUCCACUAACCGAGUGGGUGAAACUGCUAUCUUAUGGUCAUAUUUUUUCAUCAUUUUAUGAAAAACUGUGUGUUGUGUGUGUGUGUGUGUGUGUGUGUGUGUGUGUGUGUAUUCAUGUUCCAAUAGGAAAAAGUUUGAUAGGUCUCUGGUACACCCAUUACCCAGCUUCAAGAAUUACCAACUCAUAGCUAAUCUUUUAUCAACAAUAACUCUACCCAUGCCCUCACUCCUAGAUCAUUUUGAAGCAAAUCCCAGGCAUUAUUUUAUUCCUAUUUAAGUAUGCAAUUCUAAAUUAGUAGAAGUUUCUAAAAAGUAUGACAAUGUUAUCUUUUUCUUUUUUUUCGAAGGGGUGGGGGACUGUGAGGAGGGGUGUUUAGUUGCCUUGUUUGUUUUUGUUGAGAGAGUCUCACUCU
Molecule: messenger RNA, 2805 nt
Organism: Propithecus coquereli (Coquerel's sifaka)
Lineage: Eukaryota; Metazoa; Chordata; Mammalia; Primates; Indriidae
Gene: TIRAP
Product: toll-interleukin 1 receptor (TIR) domain containing adaptor protein
Exons: 3
Coding region: 135-695 (186 amino acids)
Biological process (GO): signal transduction
Source: RefSeq, a predicted model, not a curated record